Daphnia carinata is the source of this 2804-nucleotide messenger RNA. Its product is annotated as relaxin receptor 2-like. The coding region runs from base 9 to 2420 and encodes 803 amino acids. NCBI's taxonomy places the organism in Eukaryota, Metazoa, Arthropoda, Branchiopoda, Diplostraca, Daphniidae. The transcript has 21 exons. Gene Ontology annotation, biological process: G protein-coupled receptor signaling pathway. Gene Ontology annotation, molecular function: G protein-coupled receptor activity; protein binding. Gene Ontology annotation, cellular component: membrane. The record is from RefSeq and is a predicted model, not a curated record.
CGUUCGUGAUGCGCUGCACUCUGCUGGGCGGAUUGUGCAUCUUUUGCCUACUGUUGGCCAUUAGCAUCGUCAUCAUCCUCCUAUCUCAGAGUUCGUCCUGUCCGUUGGGAACGUUUCGCUGCCUCGGUAACGACAGCAUCGGUCAGAUUGGAGUUUGUCUACCCCGCCGUUUGCUGUGCGACGGCCGAGCCGAUUGCCCCGAUGGCAGCGACGAGGAUCCCUACGAUUGCGCGGAUAGUCACGGAGAACUACAAUCAUUUAUCAACGACGAGCCCGACAAUCUAACCGAAUCCACUACCCCUGCAGCCACCAUCUCGCCAUUUUUCAUGGACUGCUUGGUCGAGGCCUAUCCGCCCGGAUGCACAUGUCGAAAUCGCACGUGGCUCUUUUGCCUUGAUUUGGAUUUGAUAUCGGUACCCCAAGUGAGAGCCCGCCUUUCCCGACUAGUGUUGAUGAAUAAUUCCAUCAGUCGUUUGUCUGCCACGGAUCUUGAAAGCUAUGACCUCGAAUUCAUGCGAUUGGAAGACAACCUUCUGGAGAUGAUAGAUGGCAACGCCUUAAAUGAACAACGCAACCUGACAACACUCAUCCUGGGAGGCAACAAACUGCUGGAUCUUUCUGCUAGCACCUUUCAGGGACUGGAACGUUUGCAGUGGCUCUUUUUAGAUCACAACCAGUUGAGCAACAUAAGCAUGAAAGUUUUCCGCCCGCUGACAUCGUUACGCUGGCUGGACCUGUCGCAUAACCAAUUGACUCUGGGACCGGACAACUUCUUCCCACAUUUGGAAUCGCUGCGGGAUCUCUUUCUGGGUGAAAAUCGCAUCCAGAUAAUUCGAAACAAUACGCUGGCGUCGUUAGUUAACCUGGUUCUUUUGGAUCUGAAACUCAAUUUAAUUCACGAAAUUGAUGAGGAAGCCUUUGUCAGCUUGCCCCGAUUGAGGUUUUUAGAUCUGUCCGAUAACAUGCUGGAGUACGUGCCUGAAAGUUUGUUCCGGUUUCAACGCAACUUGAAGCAGCUCCGUCUCGGAUUCAAUCCCAUCCAUCAUGUUCCAGCUGGACUUUUUCUUCCUCUUACCAAUCUUAAAACGCUACGGCUGCAAGAUAUUAAUAUUCCAGGAAUCAGCAAGAAAAUGUUUGCCUCUUCGACUCAUCUGAAGUCCGCGUACUUUAAGGAUUUCCUCUAUUGUUCGUAUGUGGCGCACGCUACAAAAUGUCAACCACUUUCUGAUGGAGUGUCAUCAUUUUCGGACCUGAUUUCACACAGUGCCCACCGCGGUUUUCUCUGGAUCAUCGGCAUUUUGACCAUCGUUGGCAAUGCUCUUGUCCUGGGCGGCCGUAACUUGGCCAAAACAGAGAACAGAAUUCUGGCCAUGUUCGUCAAAAAUCUGGCAGCCGCAGACAUGUGCAUCGGGAUCUACCUGCUAUGCAUCGGCGAGCGUGACAUCAGCUUCCGUGGCGAGUACAAUCAGCACGCACUCGAUUGGAUGAUGUCGUGGCAAUGCACAGUCAUCCGCAUUCUAGCCGUCUCGACAUCCGAGGUAUCGCUACUUUUGCUGACGUUCAUGUCAGUGGAGCGCUUUGUCAGCAUCUCUCAUCCGUUCGGCGAACGAACCCUCAACUUCCGAGCGGCUUUUAUCAGCAUGGCACUCAUCUGGCUCGUCGGUGGAGCUCUGGCUCUCAUCCCAGUGCUCUACCGGAGCGGAAUGGGUCGUCAUCACGGCAGCAACGGCCUCUGCUUCCCUCUGCACAUUCACGAACCAUUGGCUCUCGGUUGGCAGUAUUCUGCCUUUCUCUACAUUGGCAUCAACGGCUCAUGCGUCUUGUUGAUUGUUGGCGUGUACACGGCUCUUUUCAUAAGCAUCCGACGGACUAGGACAGCCACUCCGCUGGCGCCCAAUGAAAUCGAAAUAGCCGUCCGUUUCUUUUUUAUAGUUUUCACCGAUUGUCUGUGCUGGAUGCCCACCAUCGUUUUGAAAAUCAUGGCCCUCUCCAAUGUCUAUAUUCCAGCUGAUUUGCAUGCCUGGCUCGUGGUUUUCAUUUUGCCCGUCAACUCGGCCAUCAACCCGCUUCUUUAUACGUUCACUACGCCAACUUUUCGUGCGGCCGUUCGUGAUUUUUAUCACCGAUUUACUGUUUUACGACCGGAUUGGACCAGCGCUGCCACCAGCAGCAUCGGCCUCACAACUAUGGGCCGUGGCGUCCGCUCUAGCACCAGUUUCCGCAACAAUGACUUUAAUCAAUCAUCGGCACAAGCCAAUCAUGCCCCAGCAGCGACGGAGGAAAUCGGCCGACCGCAUAUUGAUAUGGUAUUAUUAGACAUCAGAGCUGAAACAAUUAUCUGUCAGCAAGUGAAAAGCAAAUCUCUGUGGAGGAGUGGAACGAAACCCGUCAACCGUUUCAUCGGCACAGAAUCGCUGUAGGGACGGUUUGAAAAGAACGUUGCCAGUAUGCAAUCAAGCCCUUCAACGUUGGUCUGUAAAUAUACGUAAAAUAUUUGUCAGCAGUGUGCCUGUAUUUGCGUGAAAAUUGUAAUACUCUGCCCCCUUCGUGUAUAUCUUGUGGACGAAAUCAGCAGCUAUAAAUAUCGAUUUUGCUCGGUUGAAAAGCUACCCACUUUGAACAGUGCUCCGGGUCUCUGUGAGACUGUCGCAAUGCCACCGUCAUCACAGAUAUCAUGUACCGUAGUAAUAGUCUAUUAUGUAUUCCAUCAGGGCGGAAUAAUCGAUUGGCUUUUGACUGAUGACAACAAUCCUCUGGCGACUGCGAGAACGACGUUUGCCAAAUGGAUCCCGAGAGAACACUAA